GACACAAGCGGAGAGAGUGAGAAAGCCACGCUGCUGUAGAGGACCUCAAGGGCUCUUGCCCCGCUAUUUAGAAAGUCAAGCAGAAGGACAAGAGCAGCUGUUCAAACUGACGGACAACAUCCAGGAUGAGUUCUUCAUAGCAGUGGAGAACAUAGACAGCUACUGUGUUCUCAUUUCAUCUAAAGCUGUGUAUUUCCUGAAGAGUGGGGAUUACACAGACCGCGAGGCCAUCUUCCUUGAAGUCAAGUAUGAUGAUCUCUACCACUGCCUUGUGUCAAAAGACCACGGGAACGUGUACAUACAGUUGACGAAGAAAGCUGUUAAUACAAGUAGUGGUGUGGCAAUGCCAGGCCCAUCACAACAAAAACCGAUGGUGAAAGUGAAAUCUGAAGUUCUUGCCGUAAAGCUGUCUCAAGAAAUAAACUAUGCAAAGAGCCUUUAUUACGAACAACAGCUUAUGUUAAGACUCAGUGAAAAUCAAGAACAAUUAGAGCUGGACUCUUGAAACCUCUUCCUUACUGCCAGAGUGACUGCAAGGACCAGUCUGGAGCCAACGCUGCUCUGUAACUAGAGAACGUGCCACGUGGGAAGGAGAUAAAGAUAAUCUUAGUAUUUA
Molecule: messenger RNA, 616 nt
Organism: Eurypyga helias (sunbittern)
Lineage: Eukaryota; Metazoa; Chordata; Aves; Eurypygiformes; Eurypygidae
Product: vacuolar protein sorting-associated protein 13D-like
Exons: 3
Biological process (GO): protein targeting to vacuole; mitochondrion organization; protein retention in Golgi apparatus
Cellular component (GO): extrinsic component of membrane
Source: RefSeq, a predicted model, not a curated record